CAUGUGUCUUUGUAGGAGAGUGAAAAAGCAAAUGAAAAGAAGAGAGGAGGGGGAGGAGGAAAGAAGCAAUGAGGGAGGGAUCUCAGCUAAAGCUGCAGCGUGGCUGUGUCUGAAUGAAAGGACCUCUCACUCUCACUUUCUUCCGCUGUCUGUCUGUCUGUACCUAUGGCUUCUGAAAACGAGCACGUCCAGACCAAACACAGAGCAGAGACUCUCCGAGUGACUUCAAGCUAGAAGUAAAUAUUUUUCAGAAACUGUGGCUGAGGGUGCAGCAUUUUCGAUUGCUUUUCGUAAGGAGUUUCUGCUGUGACGUGCAGGUGUUUAUGCAGAUAUGACUGAGUAAACUCUUCUCAUCACAGAAAUUUGGGACAUUGGUUGGACAGACCUUCAGGACUGCUCUGCAGUUCUCCUGAAUAAAAUAAUUCACUGGAUCUUGGAUCAGAUUUACUAUAUUUUACCUCAUUUUUGUCUCACACAUCUUGAGGUUAGCCUACCAUGUGAGUGUGUUGUGUGAGUUAGAUUUAACUGGAGCUAUCCAGAGUAUUUUGUAGGUUUCUGGCCAGCUGGCAGGCAGUUGUGAUGGAGGGUCAGUGUGCUUCAUACACACAUUCACACCUCUAGCCAUAAGCACACUGAUGACUGCCUGAAUCUGCAGAGACAAGCACACCAAAUGAAAACAUCAAACAUUCCACUUUAACUUUCAGUUUCAUAUCUGCACUUUAUAGACGUGAUGUAACCUGUACACUCAUUUCCUUUUCUUUCCUUUUCUAAAAUCAAAUACCACAUUCACCUGACUUCAUUUACUACAAUAUUGGGUCAAGAGACAAACUAUCCAGAACUGAGAGAGCGUAUACUUACAGCACGAUGAUACAGACCUGCAAUUUGGUCCCCAGAUGCAUCUUGCAGCACACCUUCUCACCUCACCAGCUUCUCCCCAUCCUGCUGUUGCUCCUCCGUACCUGGUGGGGGAGCUGUCACCCUCAAUGUUUGGAUUACAAGCCUCCAUUUGAGCCCAGGCAGCCAUUGGCCUUCUGCAAGGAGUAUUCCAAGUUUGGGUGCUGUGAUGUGGAAAAAGAUGAGGAGAUAUCUGGCAGGUUUUACACCAUUAUGGAAAACUUUGACCAUUCAGGUUAUGCAGCCUGUGGCAAAUACGUACGCAGCAUCCUCUGCCAGGAGUGUUCUCCAUAUGCUGCCCACCUGUAUGAUGCCGAGGACGCUAACACACCCAUGAGGAUGCUACCUGGACUCUGUGGGGAUUACUGCUCUGACUACUGGCGGCAGUGCCGGUACACGCUCGGCCUCCUGCUUGAGGACGUAGAGAACUCACAGCAGUUUGCAAACCUGACUGCCACAAUUGAAGAAGAUCACAGAAGAUUUUGUGAAUUUCUGGUGUUGAAGGACAAAGAGUAUUGCUAUCCUAGUGUCUUGACAAAUGCAGAGUUAAAUGCUAACCUGGGAUUGCUAAAUGAAGAUCCUGAAGGAUGUUUGGAGCUGUGCUUACAGGAAGUUGCCAAUGGACUCCGUAACCCUGUGGCCAUGAUCCAUGCAGAUGAUGGAACUCAUCGCUUUUUUGUUGCGGAGCAGCUGGGUUAUGUGUGGGUGUACUUGGCAAACGGCUCUAGGAUCGAUCGACCUUUCCUCAACCUGACUAAAGCCGUCCUCACAUCCCCGUGGGCUGGAGACGAGAGGGGAUUCCUCUGCAUAGCCUUGCACCCUAGGUUCACCACUGUCAGAAAAGCCUACGUGUACUACUCUGUGUCUGUUAAGAAGGAGGAACGAAUACGAAUCAGCGAGUUCACAGUAUCAGCACAUGAUGAUAAUCAACUAGACCAUUCUUCUGAGAGAACCAUCCUGGAGGUGGUGGAGCCAGCAUCCAAUCAUAAUGGAGGACAGCUUCUUUUUGGUCACGAUGGGUAUCUGUACAUCUUCAUAGGUGACGGUGGCCGUGCUGGAGAUCCUUUUGGAAAGUUUGGCAAUUCACAAAACAAGUCAACACUUCUCGGCAAGGUGCUGCGUGUUGACGUUGACUUCAACGAUAAUGGUGCCCCGUACAGCAUUCCCUCAGACAACCCAUUUCUGGACGAGAAGGAGGCACGGCCGGAGGUUUAUGCCUAUGGAGUUCGCAACAUGUGGCGUUGCUCCAUUGACCGCGGUGACCCCGUUACCACUGAAGGCAGAGGCAGGAUGCUUUGUGGUGAUGUGGGCCAGAACAAAUACGAAGAGGUAGACCUCAUUGUUAAAGGAGGAAAUUACGGAUGGAGAGCCAAAGAAGGAUUCAGCUGCUAUGAUCGUAAACUCUGUCAAAACUCAUCCCUCGACGAUGUCUUGCCAAUCUUUGCCUAUCCACACAAGCUGGGCAAGUCUGUGACAGGAGGAUACAUCUACAGAGGCUGUCAGAUGCCCAACCUUAACGGACUCUACAUCUUUGGGGAUUUCAUGAGCGGGCGUCUGAUGUCUCUUAGGGAGAACGUUACCACAGGUGAAUGGCAGUACAAUGAAAUCUGCAUGGGAAGAGACCAGACCUGCAGAUUCCCCAAACUUAUCAACAGUUACUAUAAAUACAUCAUCUCUUUUGCUGAAGAUGAAGCAGGUGAGCUGUAUUUCUUAGCCACAGGAGUCCCUAGUGCGACAGCAAGAGGUGGCGUUAUCUACAAGAUAGUGGACCCUUCCAGGAGAGCACCACCAGGAAAAUGUAGCAUCAAGCCUUCACCUGUUAAGAUAAAAGGAAAACUAAUUCAUUUCCACCCAAAAGAAGAGUAUGUAAUCAACAAGAAACCAACCACCACAGCUGUUCCUACUACAACGACCACUACAAAACCUACAACAACUAAAAAGAAGACAAGAAUAGUAAUAAAAAAACCUCCAAUGCCAACAAGAAAAAAACCAAAGCCACCGCCAACAACAGCAGCAACAAGAAAAACAACAAGAAAGACAACGUUACCAACAACAACACCGGCUCUCAAAACCACAACAAAAUCAGCCUCGACCACAACAGUAAAGCCAAGAACUGUCCAGAUGGCAGCAACAACUCCUGCCACAACCUCGUCCACUGGUUAUCACACAACCUCCACGACUGCAGACUCAUCUAGGAUUGCAAAAACCCCAACCAUCACCACACCUUCAACAGGGAGACAUGGGAGACCCCUUCAGUACCCCCCUAGCACCACCUCACAGUAUUUCAAACCACAACUCCUUACUACUCCAUCCACAAAAUUGCUGAAGCAGCCCCACAUGACUUUAAUCUCUACACCCUAUCCAAAAGCUCCUGACCAUAGGAUGACCGCAGCAUGGCCGCCGUACUUCAGCCAGACGCCCCUUGUACCAUCCUACAGGCCCCAGAGACCACUAAUCAACACUACGCUGUUUAAAACACAGGAGGAAAAGCUGUGGCUUGGCGAGAAGCUGGAAAGUGAAGGAGAGGGCAACCAAGUGUUUAAGAGGCCGAGAGGACGAGGUAGAGGUCAAGGUUACAAGAAAGCAAGAGGAGGUUGGAGGCUGCGGGUUGGCUCAGUGCGACUUGUAAGCGCCGAAGGUUUGCCAGAUCGAGGCAGAGUGGAGAUUUUCAUCCGUGGCCAGUGGGGUACAGUGUGCGAUGACCUUUUCACCAUCAAGUCAGGUAGUGUCGUGUGUCGUCAGCUUGGAUUCUCGACUGCCCUGGCAGUGAUGAAGAGGGCUGUCCUGGGGGAGGCGGACGACAGUGUUAGGAUAUUCUUGGAUGAUGUGGAGUGUGAGGGUGAGGAGAGAUCACUGCUCGAGUGCAAGAGGUCCAGGGUUGGAAAACACAACUGCUCACAUGCGGAAGAUGUAGGGGUGAUCUGUGGUUAGCAAAGAGUUGGUUAAAAGAAAAGGAAAAGCAUUGGGAGAACUGGAAAAAAUGGAAAAAAUAUAUGGUACUAUCACAUACAGACAGUGAAUGUAUGAAUGAUUAUUAGAUCCCACACAUUUUUUUAAGGAUGAUUUUUAAUGAAUUGCAAUUUUCAGAAUUUGUAUUAUCCUGCUUUUGCAUUUCUGCACGUUACCUUAAAACGGCUCUAUUUGCAUCUUGGAGAGAAGUGGAAAAGAAGAGCAUGCAUCCAACUUUUCACUGGCUUUGUGUGAUCUAUAUGCAAGUAGCUCCUUCUAAACUCACUCAAUCCACAGUUGUAAAGAUAAUAAUCAGUUACAAGUUGAAACAAUGAUGAUUAUAGUAAACAGCAACAUAGUAUCUAAACCAUAAUUACAUAAACACAGUGGUUACCGCUCACAAAAGGGACUCUUUCUUAACCCCUUGUGAGUAUUGUGCUUAGAAAAAGUGGGAAAAAAUGAACAUUUUUAAAUUCAUUUUGGUACUCAACAGUUAAUGGUUUCAUAAUGUUCAUGAUGCAAAUCAAGCUAAAAACUGGUCUAAGUGGAUUGAAUGAGUUUUGGAGGUGCCUUGACAUUUAAAGAAAAAAAAAAUCCUGCUAAAACACACAAACAUUUUUUAAAUGCAUAAUUUUACUAGAUUUAUUUUCUGAGGCAGAUUUUAAAUAAUUUGCACAUGGAAACAUGUUGAAUGUAGUUUUAAGAUGAAAAAAAUAUCUUUAACCAGGAAAUGCUGGACAUUCUGCGCAAUGAAUGUAAUGUUUCCAGGUUUACAUAAAGAGAUGUUAAAGGCACA
Molecule: messenger RNA, 4639 nt
Organism: Pelmatolapia mariae (spotted tilapia)
Lineage: Eukaryota; Metazoa; Chordata; Actinopteri; Cichliformes; Cichlidae
Product: HHIP-like protein 1
Exons: 15
Coding region: 865-3825 (986 amino acids)
Cellular component (GO): membrane
Source: RefSeq, a predicted model, not a curated record